AUGGCCAACGUAGACGCCGCAGCCCACUGCACCGACGGUGGGCGGCAGGGCGGCAGCGGGGGCGGCAGCGGGGACGAAGCGAAGGUGAAGAAAACGAAACCGGAGGAGUACGAGCACCCGUUCUGGUACGUGUAUCGCCAACGCGGCGUCGGCUACUGGGACUAUAAAAAUGCGCGGGUGGACUUCAACGCGAACUUGGCCCCGUACGAGCUGCUGCAGAAGAUUGGGCGCGGCAAGUAUUCGGAGGUGUUUCGUGGCCGGAACCGCAACAACGGAUGCCUGUGUGUCCUCAAGCUGCUGAAGCCGGUGCGCUACCAGAAGAUUCUGCGCGAGAUCAGCAUCCUGCGCAACCUCUGCGGUGGCCCCAACGUUGUCCGCCUUCUCGAUGUGCUGCGCGACGCAGAGUCGCAGACGGUCGUGCUCGUCACGGAGUAUGUGCACAACCCGACGACGCUGCGCAACCUUCUCUACUCGAACAAGCUGUCGAACUUCGACAUGCGCUACUACCUGUACGAGAUUCUACGCUCGCUGGACUUCGCCCACCGCCGCGGCAUCUUUCACCGCGACAUCAAGCCGUACAACGUCAUGAUCGACCACGAGCGCAAGAUCCUUCGUGUGAUCGACUGGGGGCUGGGCGAGUACUACAUCCACGGGCAGGCACUCAACUGUGGUGUGGCAACACGGCACUACAAGGGGCCGGAGCUGCUGGUCGGCUACCGCCAUUACGACUACUCGCUAGACAUCUGGUGUCUCGGGUGCGUGCUAGCUGGCAUGCUCUUCCGCAGCGACCCCUUCUUCGUCGGCGCCAACAACGAGGAUCAGCUCCUCCAGAUUGUAGCGGUGUUUGGCAAGAAGGCGCUGUACCGCUACCUCGACAAGUACCAGUGCCGCAUAUCGCGCGUCGUGGAGUCGAGCAUGAGCGCCCUCCCUGACGAGCACGUCGACUGGCGCCGGUACAUCAAGAGGGGGUCCAUGCAGGAGUCGUGGUGCGACGCGACCGCGUUGGACUUGCUGGAUAAGAUGCUGCAGUUCGACCAUCAGGACCGCAUCAUGGCCCAUGAGGCGAUGCAGCACCCUUUCUUUGCUCCCGUGCGUGAUGCGCUGGCGAGGGACGCGCAGGAGCAUUAUCCUGUGGCACAGCACUGA
Leishmania mexicana MHOM/GT/2001/U1103 is the source of this 1146-nucleotide messenger RNA. Its product is annotated as putative casein kinase II, alpha chain. Gene Ontology annotation, cellular component: cytosol; nucleus; protein kinase CK2 complex. Bases 1 to 1146 code for a protein of 381 amino acids. NCBI's taxonomy places the organism in Eukaryota, Euglenozoa, Kinetoplastea, Trypanosomatida, Trypanosomatidae. Gene Ontology annotation, biological process: protein phosphorylation. The record is from RefSeq and is a predicted model, not a curated record. Gene Ontology annotation, molecular function: protein serine/threonine kinase activity; ATP binding. The transcript has a single exon.